Messenger RNA from Menidia menidia (Atlantic silverside), 1008 nucleotides. Lineage: Eukaryota; Metazoa; Chordata; Actinopteri; Atheriniformes; Atherinopsidae. The record is from the annotation of a GenBank genome assembly.
AUGCUGACAUCACAACCUUUGCGUUCAGAGCAGCCUGGGGGUCAAGAACUGGUUUUGGAUGGAAAUAGCUGGCAGUCAGCUCUGGAGUCAUUUGCAGUCUCGCUGAGACUUCAGCGGAACGUGAACGAAGCCGUGGAGGUGCCGACGCUCAUGCAUUGUUUAGGAGCGCGCUGGUUUCAGAUCUUGGGAGAAGUUGAGGAGGAGGAAGCUGGAUACGCCGAAGGCGCCACAGAAAGUUAUUGCACAGAACAGAAGAAACCAAAGGUCAUCUUCAUGAUGGGCUCAGAGGAUGCUGACAGGCUUGUGUGUCUGUGUGCAGGUGGUCCGGCCUCGGGAAAGGCCGUCCAGUGUGAGCGGAUGGAGGAGCGCUUCAACCUGCGGCGCCUCUCCCUGGCCGACCUCCUGUGCAGCGAGCUGCAGGGCCACGGCGACAGAGGGCGCCGCCUGCGGGACGUCCUGGAGAGAGGAGAGAGGCUCCCCGAGGACACGAUGCUGGAGCUGCUGUGUGAUGCCGUGGCCUCGUCCGUACGGCAGGGGAAGGGCCUGGUGGUGGGGGACCCCAGCGCCGUGUUCCUGCUGAGCUGCUCUCCGGACACCAUGUCCAGUCGGCUCCAGUGUCGCGGGAACCCCCCGGACAGCAGCAGCCUGCAGCAGUGGGCCGAGAGCUCCGGCGGGGACGGCCGGGCGGUGGCCGCACACUACCAGCGCAAGAGGCUUCUGCACACAGUGAGACCCCCCCACACACAACACCACACACCCCCCCAGGCCCCAGACCAGGCCCCAGACCAGGCCCGUUCAGCCCGUUCUGCCCCGCCCUUAGAGGGCGGCUCAGCCCCUCGGCCAGAACGCUCAGGGUCUCUUUUCGAUGGACAUUUUCCCCCUCGAUUUGAAAGAAACGGCAGCGUUCAGAUGGGAGUGUACAUUUCCACAAAAAGGCUCAAACAAUCACGUUGGGUCAGUUACAGGAUAACGUGGGACCAUACACAGUCCCAACAGGUCAAAAUGUAA